Molecule: messenger RNA, 1498 nt
Organism: Carassius carassius (crucian carp)
Lineage: Eukaryota; Metazoa; Chordata; Actinopteri; Cypriniformes; Cyprinidae
Product: prostaglandin E synthase 3-like
Exons: 7
Coding region: 156-614 (152 amino acids)
Biological process (GO): protein folding; telomerase holoenzyme complex assembly; chaperone-mediated protein complex assembly
Cellular component (GO): nucleus; cytosol
Molecular function (GO): protein-folding chaperone binding; prostaglandin-E synthase activity; Hsp90 protein binding
Source: RefSeq, a predicted model, not a curated record
ACUCAAACGUUCAAACGGAAACUUGCGUGAGCGAUGUCGAGGGGCGUGGUUUGAGGCCCCGCCCCCUCGCGCUCCUGUGACACAGAACCCCGGGAGAACAUACUAGAACCUCUACCAUCACACACAAACACACACACACAGGAGACGCCAAAGUCAUGCAUCCAGCGGCUGCUAAGUGGUACGACAGACGAGACUUUGUCUUCAUUGAGUUCUUGGUGGAGGACAGCAAGGAUGUGAAUGUCAGUUUUGAGAAGUCCAAAUUUGGUUUCAGCUGUCUCAGCGGGACGGAAAACAUGAAGUACUCAAAUGAAAUUGACCUUUUUGAAUCCAUCGAUCAAGAUGGGUCCAAACACAAGCGUACAGACCGGUCGAUCUUGUGCCGUUUACGGAAAGCAGAGUCUGGAAAAUCCUGGCCCAGGUUAACAAAAGACAAAGCAAAGCUCAACUGGCUUAGUGUUGACUUCAAUAACUGGAAAGACUGGGAGGAUGAUUCAGAUGAAGAUUUGUCCAACUAUGAUCGCUUUUCAGAGAUGAUGGGCAACAUGGGAGGAGAAGAUGAUUUACCUGACCUCGAUGGAGCAGAUGAUGUAAGAUUUAAAAGUUUCUUCAUAUAAAUGCCAGAUCUGGAAUAAGCGACUGGCACGCUGUGGACAGACAGAGGAGGAGAGGGGGUGACAUUAUGAAAAGAGGACGCUGUCACCUAAAUACGACAUGAUCUGAAUGAGAGCAAAGCUGGAUUCAAUGAUUGAGUUCAUGAGCAUCACCUCUGUCUCAGUGGCUGCACUCCAGAAGAUCGUCUUAAACCUCUGUUGGGAGAUAAUAUGCAUAUUGUUGUACAGAGCUUCGUUGUCUCUCUCCUUAUGACCAGUCCUGGCUUCUUUCCUUUUUUUUUUCUUUUUAAUCCGUACUAAAAAUAUGUAUACUUAAGCUGUUUGGAAAAUCUGCACUGUAUUCAUUUUUUUUUUCAAUCAAAACGCAAUAGAUGUGAUAAUCUUUUUUUUUAUUGUGAGUCAUUGAAAUUAAAAUGAAAAGUGAAACUUUGCAGAGUUGGAGAGACUUUGUGUGAAAGCGUAAGAAUGAUUCUAGAUUUUGGAAACAGUUAUCUGACACAAGACUCACCUUCCUAAUAUACUUCUCUUCAUAUAUCUCUUGAGGUGGUACCAGGUUUGUUGGCUGUUGAUGUUUUCUGACUCUCCGAGUUUUCUCAAAGUCUAUAUUAGCACUGUAUUCAUAUUGGACCAUUAAUGUCUUUCAUAUUAUGACAGCAGUAUAUGUGAUCUUUUUAAAUGUAAAAAAAAAAUGGGAACACUGAAAAGCAUUGUAUGUGUCCGAAUAAGUCUAAAACAAAAAAAGACCAAUAAGUUUGCACUAACAAAAUUAGGUGUUAAACAGGGCUAUGUUUUGUGCACGCUGCUGGUUGACUCAUCAAUGUUUCCAAAAGAAAGAAAAGAAGCUUCCAAUUUUGUCUACAUAUUUCUAAUAAACUGCUCAAAGUUUA